Molecule: messenger RNA, 2619 nt
Organism: Chelmon rostratus (copperband butterflyfish)
Lineage: Eukaryota; Metazoa; Chordata; Actinopteri; Chaetodontiformes; Chaetodontidae
Gene: jph3a
Product: junctophilin 3a
Exons: 5
Coding region: 4-2619 (871 amino acids)
Biological process (GO): regulation of synaptic plasticity
Cellular component (GO): junctional membrane complex; endoplasmic reticulum membrane; plasma membrane
Source: RefSeq, a predicted model, not a curated record
UGCAUGUCCACUGGAGGCAGGUUUGACUUUGAUGACGGGGGGUCGUACUGCGGGGGGUGGGAGCAGGGUAAAGCCCAUGGCCGAGGGGUCUGCACGGGGCCCCAGGGUCAGGGCGAGUAUGCGGGUGCCUGGAGCCACGGCUUCGAGGUCCUGGGCGUGUACACGUGGCCCAGCGGGAACAGCUACCAGGGUACCUGGGCGCAGGGCAAGCGGCACGGCAUCGGAGUGGAGAGCAAGGGCCGUUGGGAGUACAGAGGGGAGUGGACGCAGGGGUUCAAAGGUCGCUAUGGGCAAUUGGAGAGCACGGCCAGCGGGGCCCGGUACGAGGGGACGUGGAGCAACGGGCUGCAGGAUGGAUACGGCACUGAAACCUACUCUGAUGGAGGAACCUACCAGGGCCAGUGGCUCGGCGGGAUGCGUCAUGGCUAUGGCGUGCGGCAGAGUGUACCGUACGGCAUGGCGGCCGUCAUCCUCUUCCCUCUGCGAACAUCCAUAAACUCCCUCCGCUCCGAGCACAGCCACGGCCCUCCGGCUGUGCUGGAGGACGGCACCGCCAACACGCCCACGGACGGGGUGGUGGCCGGGCUGGCCGGGAGCCCUGUGGGACGAGGCGGGUUCGCGCUGACGGCUCCAAGUGAAGCCGAACGCCAGAGGAAGAGGAAAGGUCGCUUCCGCCAGUCCAUCCUGAGCGGCCUGAAGCUGCGGCGCUCCGAGUCCAAAAGCUCCCUGGCCAGUCAGCUCAGCAAGCAGAGCUCCUUCUGCAGCGAGGCCGGCAUGAGCACCGUCAGCUCUGCUGCAUCUGACAUCCACUCCAACGCCAGCGAGAGUGAACAGGGCGCUCCCGUAGACGCCACUGUCACAGAAAUGUACGCUGGCGAGUGGCGGAGCGACCAGAGGGCCGGCUGGGGCGUGAGCCGGCGCUCGGACGGCCUGCAUUACGAAGGUGAAUGGGCAGGGAACAAGAGGCACGGAUACGGAUGCACCACCUUCCCUGACGGCACCAAGGAGGAAGGAAAGUACAAGCAGAACGUGUUGGUGAGCGGCAAACGCAAGAACCUGAUCCCGCUGAGGGCCAGUAAAAUCCGAGAGAAGGUGGACCGGGCUGUCGAAGCUGCCGAGAAGGCCGCAGACAUCGCCAAGCAGAAGGCGGAGAUCGCCAUGUCAAGGAUGAGCCACGCUCGUGGGAAGGCGGAGGCAGCUGAAGGAGUGGCGCAGAAGGCCACGGAGGAGUGUCGACUGGCCCGGAUCGCUGCCAAAGAGCUCUCUCCCUCCUUUCACAUCUAUGGGAACGGGCUUGAAUGUCAGAGGCCCAAGCACCAGGACGCCAAGGACAAAGACCAUGAGGUGAUCUCCACGGGAACAGACAGUCCGGAGCUGUGCACUCCGGACACCACGCCACCUGUAAUAACACCUGAUCUCAGCCCCGUGCUGAGCGUGCCCACCUCGCCCCCCCACAGUCCGCCCAAGCACGCCCAUCGUCCCAGAAAUGCUUGCUUCAUGCGCCAGAGCGCCGUGGACGAUCAGGGGGGGGCCGAGAUCCAGGUGCUGGUGGAGGGGCGGGGGAUGGAUCUGCCGAGGGGAGGGGCUAACAAUUGGACCGAUGACAUGUAUCCGGACAGAGGAGGCAGCAGCCGUUCCACCACGCCGUCCCUUCUGGAGGAGCAAGAGGGCCAAAUUAACGGCCACGAGCAAGCCCCUUUGUCCAACCACAAACCGCGGGAGAAAUCCUUGUCCAAUCACAAGUCCCGGGAGCACGCUUCCUCCUACAGAGCAUGGGAGCACUCCUUGUCCAACCAAAAGUCCUCCAAGCAUGCCUCUUCCAAUCACAAGUCAAGGGAGUACUCGUCCUCCAAUCACAAAACAUGGGAUCAUUCUUCCACCAAUCACAAGGCCUGCGAGCAUGCCUCUUCCAACUACAAGCCGCAGGUGCACAUUUUAUCCAAUCACAAGGCCUUGGAACAUAACAUGUCCAAUCACAAGACUUCUGAGCAUGCUUCUUCCAAUCACAAGUCCCAAGAUUAUAUCUCCUCUAAUCACAAUGCAAAGGACCACGUCUCUUCUAGUUACAACCCUCGAGAGCAUGUCUACUCCAACCACCAUCCAAAGCAGCACAACCCCUCCAACCACAAGCUUAACGAGCAUGCUGUAAUCGACCAAAGGCUAGACGGCCUCACCGGGGGCUGGACUGCUGAGAGCGCCCUCAGGUGGAGCCCCGCCCACUCGCGCGUCACAGAGCAGGACGAGGAGCGGAUGAAUGACUAUACGGUUGACAUGAGGCUUCAGUGUCCGGACUCGCAGACGUCUCGGGGGCUGGGCCAGGAGUCCCCGGCCCCCAAAAACAACAGGCUGCGAUCUCGAGGCCUUCGGCCGGUCAGAGAGGGAUCCAUGGACUCUGUACAGAUGCUGGACAACCUGAAUGUGGGGGCAGAGCUGGAGGAGUGGCCGCUGCACAGGGACCUCACCCUCUCCCCACCCCUAAAGUCUCAGCCCAUCACUCUGGAGCAGGAAGGAGAGCAUCUCACCCUCAAAUCAAACUCAGGCUCCAGCUCUAUUCUGGUGGUUAUGGUCAUUUUACUCAAUAUUGGAGUAGCCAUUCUUUUCAUUCACUUCUUUAUUUAA